ACGAUACAAAUCUGUGGAAAAAAUGUCAAAUUUAUUUGUGUUUUACAUCUGGUAGAGUUAACAUCUCGCGCUUCUUACGUGCAACUGGUCGUAUUUCUUCAACACGUCCGUGUGUUCGUUGUGCCUGUGUUGCUUUAAUUGUUCUCAAGGUGUGAAUGAAAGCUUUUCCGACCGACCGAUCACCAUUCAGUAACUCGAGAAGCGUAGUGGCUGUUGCUCGUCUGCGACAACCAAAACAGGAAGCAGACACACAUUAUAUGGAUUGUUUGUUAUCUAAACAGUACAAAAUUAUGAGAGGAUCCAGUAAAUGUUCCGUAGGUGCGUGAUUGAGUUUGUUAAUUUCUGAUCGGAUGAAGUAACCCCAAAAUCGUGCAACAGUGCGAUAGAUGUGCGCAUAAUUUCUGCGCUAUUUUUUUCUUGCUGUUGAGUGACGUCGCUACAACAUUAUAAUUGACGAAGUUGAAAUCUCCCAGCUGGCUGGCAGAUAGCCUAAGUGUGAGCAAAUACGUCAACAAGAUCUCCCACGAUCUACGAUGGAUAAUUCAACUAAGUUUGCGGAGCUUGAGCGGGAGAUCCGUCGGAUAGAUGUCGACGCAGAUACCAUCCAAGUGUCCUACCAUUUGCGGAACUUUGCAGCACUUUUCCAGAGGCAUAUCGUAGACGAUGAAACUUUAAGUGACCUGUUCGGCUUCCUAAAUCGAAUUGCAUUGGGCGAUGGAAAGUUCGCCGUGACCAUGGCCGUCAUAUUUGCCUCGCGCCAGUUGGACGACCUGGUGAUAAAAGAAACAAAACUGCGAAACGCUAUGCUAACAAUCCUGCAGCAAAACUUCCAAAAUAUCGACGCACUGAAACAGGAAAACAUCGGGAAGUUCUACAAUUCCGUUACGCUACUGGGCGAAUACUACCACCGCAAAAGGUUCGCCAACGGUAAAAGAAUACGGAUCCUCGGACAGAGCUUGCUGCUGCUACUGACGACGGAGUUGGAAAAGGAAAUUAAAAUGUGCGAAGAAAGCGAAACUCACACAAUCGAUCCCGAGUUUGCUAAGGUAAUACUUUCGCAGGUUACGUUGAACGGAGGAGAAGCUAAGAUCGAGCAUACGCAAGAGAUUGACGACCUUAACUAUUCCAUACGGAAAUGUCUGAUCAACGUUCGGGGAUUGUGUUCCAGAACGAAGGCCUACUUGUUGAUGGCACUAGAUUUGUUCUACACCAAUUUUAGCCUCGGGACGAAAUUGCUAGAUAAAUUAUAUGGAAAGUAUCUGUUCGAUCCGGACGAAAGCGUUUCGUCGAAUCAAUCGUCGGAAACUGUGAAGCAAACGGAAGCUAAGAAAGACCAGACCGGAACGGAAAAACCGACCAAAAAGCCAGAAAUUAACGGAACUGAAUCCAAUAAUGUGCCUAACAAACCCACAGAAAAGACUGAGAGUGGAAAAAAGAUACGUGCGAAAUCACUGCCUUCCAAGCCGAAGAAAAAAGAAGAUAAAGUCGAAUCACCGCUUGUGCCUGUGGCGCCCAAAACACAAAACGUAGCACCUAAAAAGACUACUCACAUCAACCACAGACCGCCUUUACACCAUACUUCACCUAGGAAAGAUCAACGGCCGAAACCACCGGCGGUACAGAAAACACCUCCGCAUCGUCGACCUCCACAGGAGAAGCUAAAAUCAACGCAAUCCGACCGAACGCCUCCCAAGACACCAACCAGUCAAAGUAGAACGAAAACACCGGAAAACCCCACGGUUCUAACGCAGAACUUUAAGGGACCCACGAGAAAUUCCACAAGUCCGGCCAAUAACUCCAGUCCGCAAAGUAACAGCGUAAGUCGCAAGCUGCACGUCACCACCACAGCCCAGGAGGACAACGUCGAAAAUCUUGCCUGGGACGAUCUGACACUGGAGGAUGAAUCACCGCAAAAAAUCAAUCCCCACACAAAGUCGUUUCUGAACUUUUUGACGCAAAAGUGAUAUCCUGUUUGACAGAUUUGGCAGCUGAGCCUUGCAGCAGCAGUAGAUAAUGAGUUCGGCAGUUGCAUUUUAAUUUAUCUGUGUUAAAUGUCGAUUUGUGAUAUGACACUUUUAGAUUUGUGUUAAGAACAGCAGACUGUUGCAUGGUGAUUUCUUUCACAGAGAGCAGAUUCUGUUUUUUAAAUUGUAAUUGUAGUAUGUUUUUUAUAUUUCUGAAUGCGUUAAAAAUUGAAUAAAUUGUCUUCAAUUUAAAAUUGAAUCCUUUGCUGCAUUUGUUUCUAGACUUUUUUUAAACACUAAAUGUUACUUAAACUAGAAGAUAUAAUGCGAACCUAGGCUAGGCUAGCUCUUUAGUACGUUUUAUACAAGUUGAGUAGUUGUUCCUGAUAGUGAAUCGUAUCGCUCGUGCCCGGGCAGAUGCGCUAAACACGCAACAGACAUAUCAUGCUAGGUUAUUGCAUUGUGAGCAAACAAUAGUAGGAAAAUAAAUGAUUUUGGAUCGUGCAAUA
Messenger RNA from Malaya genurostris, 2473 nucleotides. RefSeq lists its product as uncharacterized. Gene Ontology annotation, molecular function: translation activator activity. NCBI's taxonomy places the organism in Eukaryota, Metazoa, Arthropoda, Insecta, Diptera, Culicidae. The record is from RefSeq and is a predicted model, not a curated record. The transcript has 2 exons. Gene Ontology annotation, biological process: regulation of translational initiation. Bases 534 to 1964 code for a protein of 476 amino acids.